Molecule: messenger RNA, 4529 nt
Organism: Rhineura floridana
Lineage: Eukaryota; Metazoa; Chordata; Lepidosauria; Squamata; Rhineuridae
Gene: GFRA3
Product: GDNF family receptor alpha 3
Exons: 10
Coding region: 500-1741 (413 amino acids)
Biological process (GO): nervous system development
Cellular component (GO): external side of plasma membrane; signaling receptor complex
Molecular function (GO): signaling receptor activity
Source: RefSeq, a predicted model, not a curated record
CCCGCCUCCCGCUCAGCCUCAGCGCGCGCACCUGCCCAGUCCGGGCUGAGGAGGCGAGUCCCCGCGAAGGCGGGACGAAGGGAGAUCUGGCAGGUGGGCACGGCAGGCUGCCUAGUCCCCGCUGAACUAGCGCAGCGUGUGAGCUCUUUCCUCGGAGACCAGCUGGGAGCAGAGCGAUCCGCCGUGUGGCACCUAGUCCCCUUUCCUCCGUCAUGGGCCUCCCUCUGCUGCUGGGGCUGCUGCUCUCCCGAACCGUGAUUGAUUAAGGUAUUGGACUACGACCUGGGAGACCAGGGUUCGAAUCCCCACACAGCCAUGAAGCUCACUGGGUGACCUUGGGCCAGUCACUGCCUCUCAGCCUCAGAGGGAGGCAAUGGUGGCACCCUGAAAUGCCAGGCAGCAAUAGAGAAUCUAGGCAGAGCUCUGCUGGAUGCAAACCAUGUUGUGCAAUGUCCAUGGCCAGAGGUUCAGUGGGGCUGCAGUGGGCGUCAAGCACUAGAUGACUGGAGGGCUCCUUGUUCUCUCUCUUGAUCAGCCGAACAACUGCAUAAACGCUGAGAAUCUUUGUGUGGCUGACCCUGCCUGCAGUACCGCUUAUCAUACCCUGCAAAACUGUUCCCAGUCUCUUGCCAAGAGUAGUUUCCUCCUUCUGGACCAAGAAACCAAGAGCAGAUGUCUAGAGGCAGAGACAAAUGUAAAAAAGAGAUAUUUUCAGAGAUGCAAGUGUCACCGGCGCCCACGAAAGCAAGAGGAACAGUGCCUGCGUAUCUACUGGACUGUUCGUUCCACUUUAACACACGCUGACUUUAAUUUGGAGAUGUCACCCUACGAGGAUAUGGCAGAUGAAGAAUCUUCAAAGACCAAUUACAACAAACUAGCAACUAAGAUUGCAGGCUUGCAUAUAGCUAGCACAAAUCCCUGCCUACAUGCCACGAACGUUUGCCAUCUGGACCACAAGUGUAUGCGCCUACGCUCACUUUAUGCCCAGAUCUGCAGCAUAGGGUUCCCCUGUGAUCGGCACAAGUGCCACCAACGUCUGAGGCACUUCUUUGAGAGGAUCAGUGUGGAUUUCACCAAGAGGCUCCUCUUCUGCCCUUGUCAAGAUGAGCUUUGUGGGAAGCGACGCUGGAAUACCAUUGUCCCAGAGUGCUCUUUCCAGAGCAGCAUCAAGCCAAAUUGCCUCUUCCUGUUGGAGUUGUGCUUGAAGGACAAUAUCUGCAGAUCCCGGCUAGCUGACUUUCAAGAGCGUUGCAAUCCUUCAGGCACAUCUUCAGAUGGCUGCUCUCGGCAAAAGCACGCUGCAUGCCUGGAGGCUUACAUGGGGAUGAUUGGUACACCCAUGACCCCAAACUACAUCAGCAAUUCCAGUAAUGAGGUCUCACUGUGGUGUUCCUGCAAGGACAGUGGCAAUCAAAAGGAGGACUGUGACCAAAUCCUUGAUGCCUUUGCCAGCAGUGCAUGCCUAAAAAGUGCAAUUCAGUCUCAGAUGAACUCAAACCAGAUGAAUAUGGAGAGUUGGGAGCAACUGCAGUUUACACCAUCCCUAAACAUCCAGGGAGAUGGCACCAGCACAGUUUUCACUGCAAAAAUGUAUUGGCAACCUGGGGAAAAGAAGGUCCAGCCAGAGGUUCUUAUGCACAACAGCCAAAAAUCAUUUUGUAACUCUCUUUAUUCUGGAGCUCAGAUUUCCUCGCUCACUUUGACCUUGACACUGUUCCUUCUGUUACUUGGUCCGCCAUAACUUUAUAUAACUGGCAUUGUUCCUGACAUGUAAUUCCAUGAGAAGGGAAACUGGACAAUGUUUCAUGCCAAAGAGGAAGCACUGACUACUGCCAGCCUCUUCCCAAUGCACUCCCCUUCUGCUAGAACUCUGCCUCUUUCUCUCGCUGGUGGGCCUGCCUCUGAAGGAGGGGUAAUGCUGGUUCUCCUGCCAGUGAGCCAAAAGAAAAGAAAGUAGGCAGUUGGGAACUAUUUUUAAAAACUGAAAUCAAAAUAAAUGUUUUAGUGCAUUCCAAGAUUUUGAUUUAAAAGGAAGGAGAGGAAUCCAUUGUCUCUAGACUAGCAAGUAAAAUGCUAUUUCUGGCUUCAGGAUUGCCCCAAAAUCGGUCAUCUACUCUUUGGUGGUUUUUGGGGCCAUGUUGUACACUUGUCCGGUUCUUAAGCAAACAAAACUGAAGUUGUGGAGAGUGAUGCUGAAUUGUAGCCUCUGCACUUGAUCCCUUUGGGCUCAACAUAUCUUUGUUAUGACUCAUGAGACAUUUAACACCUCAGAGCUAGGCUGGGCUUCUGUAUUCAUCUUAGUAACAUAAACUUCCUUGUCCAAUAUUGUAUGAACUUUCUGGGCUUUCAUAGGAAUUAGCAUGCAGGCAUACUAAGGUUUUACUCACCAGAGUUUCCUGGAAACAACAAAUGGUCUGCCCCAAGCUUCAGAGCAAAGAUCUUUUCUACGUGUGAUAGCCUAGCAUUUCUUCACGUCUUUCUGAAUGUUUUGUGGUACCAGACUUUUAUCCAUAACCUAAUCAUUGUGGAUGUAAAGAUUUGUGUGGUGUAAACUGCCGUUCUUUUGUGCUGCAGUGGAAUAUUGUCCAUUUCUGGGUAAAGAACAAUAGUUCACACCCCAUACAUGUAACUACUACCUUGUUGUCUGCCUUACAUUUUUGUAAGAGGUAGUAAGCUGACCACAAUAACUUCAUUAUGUAGGUGUUUGAUGGCUGUAAAGAUGUAGUCAGUAUUGCAUCCAAUUUCCCUCCUGUUCUCCAAGAAAAAUACAUGGUGUUGAAGUUACCAAAGUUGCCUGUCAUAUGUGCAAGGAUCAGGGCACAGUCCAUCUUCGUGUGAAUUGUUUUGGCUCUGUGGAACAGAUUUCCUCAGCAGUGGAAAUUUUAGCAUGCUUUGUAUUUUCUCAUCCAGGUAUUAGUUUCUUCUUACUCGUGCCCACUGAAGGGGUCUUGUACUGCCCACCAGUGUCAACUCUAUUUCUAUGUGUAUAUACCAAACAAAUGUAUGAUUUGGAUGGACAAAUCUAUUCAAUCCAUUCUGCAGUAGUAAUGGUGUUUAUUGUUAUUCCAGCUCUUUAAUGAAGGCAAUUACAAAAGGAUUUGCUUGUAGCCUUUUAAAAGUGUUUGUAGCGGUUGUGACUGUACAAAUAACUUUGGAAGCGUGGCUUCUGAAAAACAGAAGGCAAGGAAUAUAGAAAGGGUUACAAAAAAGGCUCAUGGAUUUAAAAAAAAUACUGGGUUUGAUAGCACAAUAUUGGCACAGGAUAUGGAAUGUACCCAGGCAUUUGAAGUGCUGUGGGAAUCCAGACCUUGGAACAGGUUUAGAAUCCAUAUAAGCUGAGAGCUUUCACAACAAUGGAAAUUGUCUGCAACAUUCCCUAGGGUAGGCAAGGCCUGAAUGGAAAAUCAUGGAAAAUUCUAAAGUUAAACUUUGUUUGUAAAUUCAUUAUCAUAGGCCAAUUUUUUUUCCACAACACUGCUUUCCAUUCCAGUUCAAAUGUCAAGUCAGGUUUAUUUAUACAAAAUAAGUUACAAAAAUAAAGUUCAACAAUUGUAUCCAGCUUAAAAGCAUACUUAUUUUAGGAUUUCAAGGGCACAACUCAGUUAAUGAUAGGUGUAGCACAUGUAAUGGGAUGGGCACCUCUCCUCUGUUCAGAACAGAAGGGAGGGAAGGCUGUUUGUCAAUCUUGGCAUCCAUUGAAAUGUGGGUAUGUUUAAGGAGGUAUGUUGAAUGUAGGAGAAGCCAAGCUGCCACAAACAGGAACUGAUCAGGAACAGCAAAGAAUCCCUCCUGCGUUGUGGUUUUUUGAGGGGAUAUUUACUGAGACCUUUCAAGGGCUCCAUAGGGGGUACUGGCAGGCACUUUGGUGACCCCUACUAGAGCUUGGCUUUCCUCCCCUUCCUUGGUUAGAGUAAAUGGGUGACUUCAUAGGACCAUGCCCACCUCCUCAUCCUCUUUCAGGCCUCCCUCUCACUUUGAUAUAGAUUACUUGCUCUCCAGAGCAUAGGUUACUCACACUGUGGAGGAGGCAGUUUGGAUGGCAGUGGAGAGGCAUGCAUAUACAGUCCACGUUCACUCCAGUGGCCUCUUGCUCCCUCUACAUGGGAAGAUGGGGGAGGAGUAAAACAGUGUUUGCUGAACUUGCAACGGGCUGGAUCAUCCAUGCUCCCAACUGUCUUUAUUUCUAGUACAUUCCGCUGGAGCUGCGUUUCCAGCAUCUGGUGAAAAUGACACAGUUUCUGUUGACUUUUCAGUGUUGUGCUGUUCUUACUACUUACAUAAUUAUAAUAGUAAUUUGUCUAUAAUAUACUGAAUACACCAGCAACUCUCAUGCCUUUGUUGAAAAGGGAAACUGCAGGGCAAUAGAAAUUCCUAAAAUGUUAUCAUGUGUCUUCAAUAUACAAUUUAGGUCUCCUGGCAAACAGAGGAAGCGGGAGCAUUGAGAGCUGCUGUAAUGUAAAUUGCAAUAUCUUACAAAUGUGAUUCAGCCCAUAAUAUCCAAAAUAAAGUUUAUCUUACAACCCUGGGAA